GCCCGGCCCCGGUCCCCAGCCGCAUGUGCGCCCCCGCUCCGUCCGAGCCCGCCCGGUGGCGUGCGGGCAGAGCAGCAGAGGCGCGGCGACCCCGAGCGCGCUGUGCCCGAGCCGGGCCGGGUUAGGACCCGGACCUCGCGGAGCGCUCCCGUCGCCCACCCCCCGCCGGCAGCAGGGCCUGGGCAGCUGGCACCAUGGCCUUCUCCCAGGUGCAGUGCCUGGACGACAACCAUGUGAACUGGCGCUCCAGCGAGUCCAAGCCCGAGUUCUUCUACAGCGAGGAGCAGCGGUUGGCGCUGGAGGCCCUGGUGGCCCGUGGGCGCGACGCCUUCUAUGAGGUGCUGAAGCGGGAGAACAUCCGCGACUUCCUCUCGGAGCUGGAGCUCAGGCGCAUCCUGGAGACCAUCGAGGUGUAUGACCCGGGCUCCGAGGACCCUCGGGGCGCGGGGCCCUGCCGGGGGCCUGAGGACCUCGGGGUCGGGGACGGCGAGGACGCCAGCGGGGCAGGAGGGGCCCCCACCGAGGCCAAGCCGCUGCUCUCGCUGGAGUACUGGCCCCAGAAGUCGGACCGCUCCAUCCCGCAGCUGGACCUGGGCUGGCCCGACACCAUCGCCUACCGCGGAGUGACGCGGGCCAGCGUCUACAUGCAGCCCCCUAUCGACGGGCAGGCCCACAUCAAGGAGGUGGUGCGCAAGAUGAUCAGCCAGGCCCAGAAGGUGAUAGCCGUGGUCAUGGACAUGUUCACCGAUGUGGACAUCUUCAAGGACCUGCUUGACGCUGGCUUCAAGAGAAAGGUAGCCGUGUACAUCAUUGUGGACGAGAGUAAUGUCAAGUACUUCCUGCACAUGUGUGAGCGGGCCCGCAUGCACCUGGGGCACCUCAAGAACCUCAGAGUGCGGAGCAGCGGGGGAACCGAGUUCUUCACGCGGUCGGCGACCAAGUUCAAGGGUGCCCUGGCCCAGAAGUUCAUGUUUGUGGAUGGAGACCGGGCCGUGUGUGGCUCCUACAGCUUCACGUGGUCGGCCGCGAGGACGGACCGCAACGUGAUCUCCGUGCUGUCCGGCCAGGUGGUGGAGAUGUUCGACCGGCAGUUCCAGGAGCUGUACCUCAUGUCGCACAGCGUCAGCCUCAAGGACAUCCCCAUGGAGAAGGAGCCCGAGCCGGACCCCAUCGUGCUGCCCUCCGUGGUGCCCCUGGUGCCCGCAGGCACCGUAGCCAAGAAGCUCGUCAACCCCAAGUACGCGCUGGUCAAGGCCAAGAGCGCCGACGAGAUCGCCAAGACCUCCUCGGACAAGCAGGAGGCCAAGAGGCCCCCGGUCCUGGCCGAGGGGCCGGGAGACCUCCCCGAGCCGCUGCCACCCAUCCACCCAGGGCUGCUCCACCUGGAGAGGGCCAACAUGUUUGAGUACCUGCCCACGUGGGUGGAGCCUGACCCCGAGCCGGGCAGUGACAUCCUGGGCUACAUUAACAUCAUCGACCCCAACAUCUGGAACCCCCAGCCCAGUCAGAUGAACCGCAUCAAGAUCCGCGACACAUCCCAGGCCAGCGCCCAGCACCAGCUGUGGAAGCAGAGCCAGGACGGCGGCACCUCCCCAGAGCUCCGCCCUCCCCCCGGGCCCAGUGCCCUCCAGGACGGCGCCCCAGCCCCGAACGGCCUCCCCCAGGGGGACCCCGAGCCGCUGCCCCCCGUGCCUAAGCCCCGGACGGUCCCCGUGGCAGACCUGCUAGCCCAUGACAACGGCAGUGUUGGUUGCUGGGCCCUGGGGACCCCGGAGCAGGAGGUGCCCCAGAACGGGACAGGCCACAGUCUGCCCAGGCUGGUGGGCCCAGGCCACACCCCGCUCCAGCGGCAGCUGUCGGUGACCCAGGAUGACCCCGACGGCCCAGGGGCAGGGAUCCCGAAUGGGCUGGACCGGGAGGAGGAGGACGAUGAUGAUGACUACGUGACCCUCAGUGACCAGGACAGCCUCUCAGGCAGCUCCAGCCGUGGCCCCGGCCCCCGGCGGCCCUCAGCGGCCUCCUCCGUGUCAGACGAGUACUUCGAGGUGAGGGAGCGCUCAGCCCCUCUCCAGAGGCGCCACUCAGAGCAGGUGGCCAACGGCCCGGCCCAGCCGCCCCGCCGACAGCUGAGUGCCCCUCACAUCACCCGAGGGACCUUUGGCGGGCCCCUGGGGGGCUCCCCGUGGGCCCGGGGUCGGGGGAGAGAAGAGGUGGAUGUGCCAAGGAGGACGCAGGCCCAGCGCCCCUCGGACAAGGAGGCACAGAGCCAGCAGUUCCACCACGGUAGGGUCCCUGCCUCGGGGACCAGGAGUAAAGAUGGCUUCCCGGGAGCCCCUCGGUAUCGCCCUGCUGCAGACGGCGGCCAGAGCUCUGCCAGGAAAGCAGGCCCAGCUGUGGCGGGCCCUCACCACUGGCAGGCCAAAGGUGGCCCGACACCCCGUGUGCUGCCAGACCCUGCAAGCCCAAGGCUGGCCCGAAAUGCCCACCCCCUGCCCGAUGGCCGGGCCACCGAGGAGCAUCGGAGUCCCUUCGGAAUCCCGUACUCCAAACUGUCUCAGUCGAAGCACCUGAAGGCCAAGACAGGCGGCAGCCAGUGGGCCUCAUCCGAUUCCAAACGGAGGGCUCAGCCCCCCCAGGACCGCAAGGACCCCUAGCAGCCUGUCCCAGCCUGGAGCCACGUCCCCCCAGGCCUCUGCCCCAACCCAGACUCACGACGCAGGAGAGCAGAUGGCCGCCUGGGAUGGCGGGAAGGGGGGUGGGCAGGUGACGCUGGCACUUACCUGGUCAGUGCACCAGUACCAGGUGGCCAUGAUGGUCAGGCCGAAGGUCAUCCCAGGCCACGGCAGGUCCCCUGUGUGGGGGUCUCGGAACAUGUGCAUGGCGUCUGCCCUCGGCAGGUGGCAGGUGGUGUUGGCGAUGGUCCUGGAGGGCACGGCCUGGGCGUAGGCCGCCUCCAGCUGCCCGUAGCCACCGAUCCGGUCGAAAGCUGGAGGGAUCGGGGUGGGACAAGGACAGUUUUGUGGUUGAGGGACCUGACUCCCUGGGCUCCCACUGCUCUAAUCUCGCAAGUAACUUCCGACACGCCAAACUCGAGUCUUUCCCACCUCGUCUUUCCCAGUGUUUGGAAAGGUGUGGAGGGUAGAGGGUUUUUAAAAAAAAGGUGAAUCUCAAUGACUAUUUUAUUUGUAUUUAAAGUAGCACUAUUAAACGAGCGUUUUGCACGUGGGCACCCCAGAGUCUGGUUAGCCGGGCAGGGGCACUGCUGGCCUCGGGCCAGCACAGGUGUUUUUUCUCAGGUUUAAGUACCUUCCUGAGGUAUCUGAAGUGUUAGAGUAUCUGACCUGGGGCGCCCAAAGACAGAGCUAAGCAUGGCUGCACCCCCUCCCCUGGAGCCACAGGUCCAGCGAGGGGCAGGGGCUUCACCACGAUCACAGCCCACCGGGAGGGGUCAGGCCAGGGCUCUGUCCUCUUAAGUCCAGGCCACGUUUGCCCCUCACCAUUCCCGUCUACCUCGGGGUCAGGGCCCCGUGUGGCCGAGCCCUGGCCCGUUCGUGGCUUUUGCCGUGUCUGUGGUCACUCCCCUCCUGUCCAGACUGGGCCUGGUUGCCUGGGUCCCUCUCAUGCAGUGGGCUCAGGGACACAGGGGCCCCUGUUCUGAAAGGGGGAAGCCUGGAGGUGGGAAAACCCCUGUCUCCACCGCAGGCCCAUGCCCUGUCCCUGGGCGUCUUGGGAGGACGUGGAAGGGGAAGGAGAAUCCUGCUCCCUGCCUCCCCUACCCCACCCCAGGCCAGGGGCUGUGUUCAUACCAAGGAUCCUUGUGGGCCUCAAAGCAAACAAACACUACACAGGUUCCCAGUCUGAGUCUGGAGGAGUAUUUGAAGGUCUUUGUUCACUCUCCGUGGGGUUCUCCUGGCUCUGCUUGGAUACUUCCAGGGACAGGGAGCUCACUACCUUCCAGGGAAGCCCCACAAGCUUCCUAUCUGUUCCAGACUAAUAUUGCCAAUCUGUCUAAGCUCUCUUCUCUCCUCACUGCCAAACACCUUUGUCUAGGAGGAGGUGACAUCACCUCUUGGGAUUUUGUACAUGACGUUAAACAAUUGGAGGAGAUGCCCAGGCAGUUUUGUGGCUUCCUAAUCACGUGUCUACACACCUGCCUGUGGCCCCACCUCACUGGACCGGCCCAGUGUUCCUGAGUCAGCUCCUUGCCAGACCCAGAGCCGGCCUGGAGCUGGUGACAGCUGGGCAGCGGGGGUGGGCAGCACCAGUCCCCAGACGGCUUGCUGCUGGGACAGCCCCACCGCAGCUGCAGCCCGCAGUCAGCCCUCACCUCUGACCGCCAGGAUGACGGCCCCCACCACCAUGAUGAGCGUCUGCAGGGCGUCCGUGUAGAUCACAGCGGCCAGGCCCCCUGCGGGUGGAAACAAGCUUGCUGGAGGGGGACCUGGCCCCAGGGAGGACAGACACAGGAAGGAACUUCCAGAGCCCCUCCGAGGUGGCCGUUCCACAUGCACGGCCCCUGCCCUUCAUAGGCCGGUGAGCCGAGCCUCAGCCGGGCUCCAAAUCCCUGCUGGCUCCAGCCAGCCAUUUUGCAGGCUGCUCCCCUGGGCCCGUAGGAGGAGGUGGCCCUCUGCCUCCUGCACUCGUCCCUGGCUGCCCCGUGGGGCGGGGCGGCAUACCUGCGAUGGUGUACAGGGCCGUGAUGACGAGCGUGAGGAUGGUGGAGAGGUAGAAGUUCCAGCCCAGGCAGAUGUGCACAAAGAGAGCCCCGGCGUACAGGUCCAGCUGUGGAGGGAGACCGUCUUGUGCGGACGUCCCAGAUCACCAUUAGACCCAGCGGACCAGCAAGCCACUCACUGGCCGUGUGACCUCGGGCAAGGGCCUCUGGGCUGCAGUUCCCUGUGGAUGAGGAGGGGAGGCCCACACCCCGCCUGCCUGCACCACGGGGGGCUGUCGUGGGGGAGGAGGGACAAGCCAGAUGGACAGGGGAUGUUACUGUUCUAAUAAAGUGCAGACUGGCCAUCGCCCACUCGA
Lemur catta (Ring-tailed lemur) is the source of this 5031-nucleotide messenger RNA. It is a transcript of the gene SACK1G, whose product is annotated as family with sequence similarity 83 member G. Bases 195 to 2654 code for a protein of 819 amino acids. The record is from RefSeq and is a predicted model, not a curated record. Gene Ontology annotation, cellular component: cytosol; nucleus. Gene Ontology annotation, biological process: BMP signaling pathway. The transcript has 6 exons. NCBI's taxonomy places the organism in Eukaryota, Metazoa, Chordata, Mammalia, Primates, Lemuridae.